AUGAGAACAUGUCACGAAACGCCAGCUAGACCUAUCAGCGUCAUGACAGAAUCCGCAGAAGCAGUGGCAGCGGCACUGUCCAGUCGAAGAAGUGUAACCAUCGAGAUCACCAACCUCUCUGGGAACUACUGCCUCAUCAACCCCAAGGUGUACCUGGAGAAAGGCUCUAUCCCUGUCCCACCCCAACCGACCGUCCGCCCUCUCAAAACAGAGAAGAGGCACGACUUCAUCGAGACGGUGGCGAUCAUGUUCUCGGUCCCAUACGACGGCAACAUGUACAAGAACUGGUUUGCUUUGGGGAUCUACCCGAAGGGAACGGAAUGCAACGAGGCACUGUACAAAAAGAUGUACUACGACAAGGAGCCGCAGGGUUUUGUGAGGAUGGAGGCAGUGGGCAGCGGGAUCACGUUUGAGGGCAGUUACCUGGACGUCAAGACGACCAUGUCUCCUCUGGGCCGGGCCAUCAUGAAGGUGGAGAUCUGGGACAAGCUGUUCUCUGCACCAGGCCAACAGCAGAAAUACUGA
This is a messenger RNA of Knipowitschia caucasica, 525 nucleotides long. NCBI's taxonomy places the organism in Eukaryota, Metazoa, Chordata, Actinopteri, Gobiiformes, Gobiidae. The record is from the annotation of a GenBank genome assembly.